Messenger RNA from Vombatus ursinus (common wombat), 1601 nucleotides. RefSeq names its product complement factor properdin (gene CFP). The record is from RefSeq and is a predicted model, not a curated record. Lineage: Eukaryota; Metazoa; Chordata; Mammalia; Diprotodontia; Vombatidae.
GGGGCUGACCCAGAGAUGGGGGCAAAGGGGAUGGAGGGAGCUUUAAAACCCGGGACCUCCCUCCUUCUCUUCCAACUGGUCGCCAUGGCCUUCAGCCGCAUCUGUCCACGGCUCCCCACACUGCUUCAGCUUCUCCUCCCCCUCGUCGUCCUCCUCUCGUCCCACGGGGCAGGCGGGGAGUCUGUGCGUUGCUUCUCCAACUUUGAGGAGGCUUCCAGCCAAUGCCAAGGGCUCCUGGGCGAGGGUGUCAGCAAGGAUGCCUGCUGCCUCAAUGCUGCCCACGGCUUCCAGAUCCCAGGGAGCCCAACCUGCCAGGCUUGCGGGGCCCCUCGCUGGUCCCCUUGGUCUGCCUGGUCCCCGUGUUCGAUGUCCUGCACAGAGGGUUCCCAGCUGCGUCAUCAACGCUGCCUGGGCCAGGGAGACCAGUGCCCUGGGGAGGGGCGGCCUGGGAGCCUUCGUUGGGAGCUACAGGCAUGUCAGGACCAGGACUGUUGCCCAGAGGCUGGUGGUUGGUCUGACUGGGGACCGUGGACUGCAUGCUCCGUGACUUGCGCCCAGGGUCUCCGGAGCCGCAGAAGGGCCUGUGACCAGCCAGUCCCAAAGUGCGGGGGCAGCUGCUCUGGUGGGGAAACUGAGACCAAGCCAUGUGAUACAGAGACCCUCUGUCCCAUACAUGGGGCCUGGGCAGCCUGGGGGCCUUGGGGAUCCUGCUCCUCCUCCUGUCACGGAGGACCCCAGGCCCCUGCCCAACACAGAACCAGAACGUGCUCUUCUCCAGCCCCCUCAGUCCAGCCCCCAGGGAACCCCUGUUCUGGCCAGGCCCAUGAGCAGCGCAGCUGUAAAGGCCUCCCACCAUGCCCUGUGGCGGGUGGCUGGGGCCCCUGGAGGCCUACUAGCCCUUGCUCAGUGACCUGUGGCCUGGGUCGGACCCGGGAACAGCGUCUGUGCAACAGCCCCCCACCUCAGCAUGGAGGUGCGCCCUGUGCUGGAGAUGAAACCCGCGAUGGCCUAUGCAUCACAGACCAGCCUUGCCCAGUUGAUGGUCACUGGGGUCCCUGGGGGGCCUGGGAGACUUGUACCCGGCUCGCAAUCUCUAGCAUCGCGUGUCAGGAUAAGCCAGGCCAGCAGCAGCGCUCUCGAGUGUGUGAGGGCCGGCUCCACAAUGGCCGGCGUUGCACAGGCCGCUUCCAGGAGACUCGUCAUUGUUACAACAUCCACCUGUGCCCCUUGGAUGGCUACUGGGCAGCCUGGGGACCCUGGGGUCUCUGCACUCCCCCCUGUGGGCCGUCUCCCACCCGCUCCCGACAGCGUCACUGCACUGCCAAGUUGCCUGCUUACCCGCCCACGGUGACCAUGGUGGAAGGCCAGGGAAAGAAGAACGUGACAUUCUGGGGAAGCCCCAGACCCCGCUGCUCCGAGCUGCAGGGCCAAAGGGGGAAGGUGGAGGAGAAGAAGGCCUGCCUGCACCCUCCACCCUGCACGGACCCCCUGGCAAAGGGAGGCUGACCCAGCAUCCUGGGGGAGGGAGGACGGGAAGAGGCCCCAGAGAACCGAGGCUUGCUAAGCCUCACCCCCAAUAAACUGAGGUCUCUCAGCUGAAA